This is a messenger RNA of Gavia stellata (red-throated loon), 3228 nucleotides long. RefSeq names its product WD repeat domain 72 (gene WDR72). The transcript is spliced from 19 exons. Gene Ontology annotation, biological process: protein localization to plasma membrane. Gene Ontology annotation, molecular function: protein binding. Gene Ontology annotation, cellular component: cytoplasm. NCBI's taxonomy places the organism in Eukaryota, Metazoa, Chordata, Aves, Gaviiformes, Gaviidae. The record is from RefSeq and is a predicted model, not a curated record. Bases 1 to 3228 code for a protein of 1075 amino acids.
AUGAAGGUAUCGGUACAGGCUGUGGCAGUGUGGGGGAAAACAGCUCCUUCUCACAGCAUCACUGCUAUUAUGAUUACAGAUGACCAGCAGACUGUAGUUACAGGAAGUCAAGAAGGACAAAUAUGUCUCUGGGAUCUUUCAUCAGAAUUAAAGAUAUCAUCUAAAGAAAUUCUCUUUGGCCAUACUGCUUCUGUAACUUGUUUGGCAAAAGCAAGAGAGUUUGAGAAACAGCCAUAUGUAGUAAGUGCUACUGAAAAUGGGGAGAUGUGUGUUUGGGAUGUUACUAGUGGACAGUGCAUUGAGAACGCAAAGCUUCCUUAUAGGCAUACAGCAAUCUACUAUUACCAUUGCUCGUUCCGAAUGACAGGUGAAGGCUGGCUUCUUUGUUGUGGAGAAUAUCAAGAUGUUCUUAUUAUUGAUGCUAAGAAUUUGGGUGUUCUUCACACUUUAUCAUCAUCUCAGUCUUCUGAUUGGAUUAAUUGUAUGUGUAUUGUACACUCUGCAAGAAUUCAAGAAGACUCAUUGGUUGCAGUGUCUGUAACUGGAGUUCUUAGUGUGUGGGACCUGUCUUCGUCUUUGAAUAGCAUACAGGAGAGGCAAAGGGUGUGCGAGAAGGAAUCAAAAUUUCUGGACUGUAUAAAUUGUCAAUCGGUACGGUUUUGUACUUACACAGAAAGGCUCCUUCUAGUUGUGUCCUCCGCAUGCUGGCAGGUCUAUGAUUAUUGUGAUUUCUCCUUGCUUUGUACUGAGUUCUGUAAAAGUGGCCAGUGCUUUGCUGGUGGAGAAGUACUAGCAGCUUACAGACUUAUCAUCUGGACAGAAGAUGGCCACAGUUACAUCUACCAGCUGCUAAACAGUGGGCUUUCUAAAAGCAUAUAUCCUGCUGAUGGGAAGGUGCUGAAAGAAACUGUUUAUCCUCAUUUACUCUGCUUUACUGGUGUGAAGGAAAAUAAGAGUUUUCCUUUCGUCAUGGGCUUCAUGAAUGAAAGAAAGGAGCCUUUCUAUAAGGUUCUUUUUUCUGGUGAAGCUUCAGGAAGGAUCAGUUUGUGGCAUGUUCCUGAUGUCCCUAUGUCAACAUUUGAUGGCUCGCCAAAAGAGAUUCCAAUUACAACAACAUGGACUCUUCAGGAUAAUUUUGAUAAAUACCAUUCAAUGUCAGAGGGCAUCAUUGAUCACCUUUUUGCAUCUAAAGAUGGAAUUGGAAGUGCAGUUGUCAGUUCCUCUGUAUACAUACCCAGUCUCGAUAAGCUCGUAUGUGGAUGUGAAAAUGGGAAAAUUUUUGUAACACUAGGUUUAAGAACUGCAAGAGCAAGACUUCUAGAAAACGUAUCUUUGCUGAAAGAUAAUCUACCUUAUAAAGUUCUGAAUGGUCAUAGUAGCAGAGUCACUUGUUUACUUUAUCCACAUGACAAAUCAGUAAGAUUUGAGCCAAGCUGGCUGUUAUCAGGGGGCCAGGAUUCUAUUGUGAUCUGCUGGGAUAUAUUUACUGGAGAGAUCUUACACCAAUUUAGUCUGCAGUCUGGUCCGGUGACAGAGCUCUUGCGAUCUCCAGAAAAUUACAAAUUAAAAGAUUACAGUAUAGUGUGCUGCGUGUGCAGUGAUCACUCAGUAGCAAUUCUACACCUUCAGAAGAGACUAUGUCUCUUACAUGCCAGAAAGCAUCUGUUUCCUGUGAAGAAGAUAAAAUUUGACCCUGUUGAAAAUCUGCUAAUUGUUGGAUGUGAAGAUGAUUCAGUUUAUAUUUGGGAAAUUGAAACAGGCACGCUGGAAAGACAUGAAACAGGUGAAACGGCAAAAGCAAUUCUUACUUCCAUUGAAGAUUCAGAAUACUUAGUGGCAGAUGCUGUACUUCCUGUAUCUCAAGAGUCAAAAAGAAAUAAAAAUGCUGGAUGCAAACCCUCUAGCUCUUAUAAGCAUGGCAUGGUCUCUUACAAUCUUACUCAUACAGAAAAAUCUUCAGAUAAGUUAACUGAUACCAGCCGCAUCCAACAGCCCUUUACUAUUUUGCCAGUUAAGACAAAAUGGAACAAUGCUAACUUUCAUAUUCUCUUAUUUGAUCUGGAAAAACUUGAGGAACUUCUGCUGUCAUCUCAACUCAAUGGAUUAAAGUCACUGAAUUCAUUUCACACCUAUGAUACUCUAGAAAGAGCCAAAAGUACUCCUGAGAAAAGGCCACUGACAUUGAAAAGAAAUAAAACUGCUGGCUCCAUAUCUCCAGUGGAUGGGCAAGUAGAUACUCUUUGUUCAAAACAGGUCUGUAGGGAUAACAACGCAGCUAGGCCUUUGGAAGAAAGUGGUGGCAUGAAAAGACAGAAGAAAAUGAAGAGUUCAAGACAGAUUAGAAUGCAGCCAUCAGGAAACAUUGAUGUGAAUGUCACCACUGAUACAGCUAAACUGCUUUUGUCAUGUCUCUUACCGUGGGGUGUAGAUAAAGAAAUAGACAAUCUUUGUGUUAGAAACUUAGAUAUCUUGAGGCUUCAGUGUCCUGUUUCUUUUGGAAUUGUGUCAAAUGAAAACCACCUAUCACUAAUGUUGCCAGGAUGGAAAUGUACUGAUUGUAGUGUGCUAGAAGAACAUCCAGUAACCAACUUAUUUUCAAAAAGAGUGAUUGAUUUAUCAAACAAGUACCUUGCUGCAACUGAAGGACAAACUGGAAAGAAGGAUGUACCCGAGAAUAAUGUUUAUGGAACAAAGGGAUUGGAAACAGUAUUCUUCUUAUUUAGCAGAAUAGCUUUCAUCAACAGGAUAAUUAACAUACCUUCACCAGUUACAGGUGAAAUUGAAAGUCCACAGAAAUCAGAAUCCAUACACGACAAAUGGCGAAAUAUAGAAGCAGUAACACCUUCGUUCCCCAAUUUUUAUGGAGAGUUACCAAGCAGUAAGCAUAGAUAUCAUUCCUCAGACUUCGGGAAUGUUUCAUUGCUGAAACUCAUUUGUUGUUGGAGUGACCAAUCUAUAAAGAUUAUUGAGGCAAUGCAAGCGGUGCUGCUGGCAGAAGUUCAAAGGACUAUGAAUACCUUGAGAAAGACAGCAAUCUGCAGAGAGCCAUUGGCCAUGGUAGAGAAUGGAAAUGUCAGUGCACUGAAGCAUGACAAGAGCUCAAACUCGGCAAACUUCCAAGAUGCGGAGGAUACGCCUGACAGAUGUGUCUUGGAAGAGUCUGAGAGUCCAGAUGACAUGAAGCCACACCCCUGGAUAUCUAAGGUGUGCUCCUGUAAGGUGUGUUAG